AGUCUCAUUGAUGUUGGAACCGUGAAUUGAAAACUGAGAUCUUUCAUCAUGGCUUCGCGCUCACAUGUGGACCAAGGAAUAAAUGAGCGAAGGCUACGGCCGAUUUAUGAUUGUUUGGAUAAUGGAAACAACAAGAAAGCUCUGCAAGAGGCUGACAAACUACUUAAGAAACAAAAAGACUUUCUUUGUGCUAAGGCUUUAAAAGCACUUGCUUUGGCCCGUCUUGGAAGGCAAGAUGAAGCCCUUCUUUCGUUACAAGAAGUCCAUGAUGAAGAUCCUACUGAUGAUCCAACUCUUCAAGCUAUGACAAUAUGUUACAGAGAAUUACAUAAGCCUCAAUUGAUUGCGGAUGCCUAUGAAAGAGCUACCAAAAAGGAUCCUCAGAAUGAAGAAUUGUUGUCACAUUUAUUCAUCUCCCAUGUGCGUAAUGGAGAUUACAAGAAGCAACAGCAAACAGCAAUGGCCCUGUAAUUAAAGCCAAAAAAUCCAUAUUACUUUUGGGCAAUCAUGAGUAUUGUCAUGCAGGCUAAUGUUGCUGAAGAAAAGCUUGCUAAACAGAUGUUGCUACCUUUAGCUGAACGAAUGACAGAAAAAUUUGUCAGUGAAAAUAAACUGGAGGCUGAAGCUGAAGUUCAACUGUAUUUGAUGAUACUUGAACAGCAAGAAAAAUAUGAAAAAGCAAUUGAAGUAAUAGAGGGCCCUUUACAAGAAAAGUUAUCUCCUUAUCAAGACGUUUUACCCAAAAGGAAAGCUGAAUUUUUGAUCAAGUUAGAAAAAUGGCCUGAAGCUAAUCAAGCCUACAAAAAACUCAUUCUAGGAAAUCCUGAUCAAUGGUCUUACUAUACAGAGUACUUCAAAUCUGUUAACUACUUGGUUGAUAAUGGAUGGAAACCAGAAAGCAACAAUUCUGAUGGUCCUGAAGAUUGUGUUGACUAUACUUUUGAAAUGGCAGUGGACUUUCUAGAAGCUCUUGUUGAGGAACAAAAUGGAGCCAGAGAUGGAAGAAAAUUAAGAGGUCCCUAUUUAGCUCAAAUUGAUUUAUUGAACCAACUUUUAAUCAAGAAUGAUCCUCUUGCAAAUAGAAUAGGUACUAUGGUUGAUGUAUUAAUAAAAUUUUAUGAUCAAUUUGGUACAAAAUCAAGCUGUUUCCUAGACCUUUCUCAUGUCAUUGGUAUACAUGCUGUUAAACAUGAAGAUGUGAAAAUGCUGAUUGAAAAAAUAAAUUUAUCAUUAGUAAAAGAAAAUAAUACAGAAGAUAUUAAGCUUCCAAAAGAUCUCAAGCAAAUGAAUCGCCAUUUGUGUUAUUCCCGUUUAUGUCAUUAUUUUGGUUAUCAAGAAAGUUGGAGUCAACAACAGCAAUUAGCUUAUGUACGAGAACUGAUUGAAAGAUAUCAUCAUGCAUUACAGUUUGGUGCUAAUUUGUCGUCCACUGAGUUUCAACCAGCAGACAAUUAUUGUUUGCUUGCUGCACAUACACUUAUUAGUAUUUGGAAAAAAUCAGGUGAUGAACGAUUAAUAUCUCAAGUUUUGGUUUUCUUAGAACAGUGUUUAAAAAAUAGUCCUUCAAACUUCCAAAUAAAAAUUUUGCUGAUGAAGCUAUAUAAUGCUAUUGGUGCUGCUGGUGCAACGUACAGUCAAUAUGAAAGUGUUGAUAUAAAACACAUUCAGCAGGAAACUUUAGGGUAUUUGAUAACUGACUCUCUUUUGUCUGGUGCCUUUUAUUCAGCAGCAAGUGUGGUGCUAGGUGGAAGCAUUAGGUUUUUUACUAGUAAUUAUAAAGAUACGGUAGAUUAUUUGAUUUCUUGUUACAAGUUUGGUUCUUUUACUAAGAUUCCAGAAUUAGUAAAUUUUAGAGAAAGAGUCAAUAAUUCCUUUCAAUAUGCUUCUGUUACUGUGGAAAGAAUGAUUUUAGACCUACUACUUGAAACGAAAAGUUAUCAUGAUACUGAAAAAACCAUAUCAUCGAUGGAAAUUGAUCCUGAGAAAGAUUGCAGGCCAACUGAUGAGAUGACAGACAAUAGAGAUAUUUUUAUUUAUAGAAUGUAUACAGAAGAUGAAAAAAAUGUUAUUGAAGAUUACAUAAAAAAGUCAUUUCAAGAGCAGAUUUGGUGGUUAAAAGUUAGAAACCUAAUUGUUAGAAUUAUGGCAGCAUCGUAUUAUUUGACAAAGACAUCCCAUGUAAAUAACUCCAUAGAAAAUAAUAUAACAAAUGGUGAAAAACGCAACAUGAGUGACAUAUUAAGUGACCUAAUAGCAUCAUUGAAAGAUACUGUCGCAUCUAUCAACAAAGAUCACAUGAUUAGUUCCAUUUUUCCAAUACAAGGCCCCGGUCAAUCUAGGUUAUUAAAAUACUUCCAAGAUGGUCAUAUAGAUGUUUUAAUUGCUCUUUCAAAAUUAGUUUUAACCUCUCAUAACUUAAUUGAUAGCUUAGUUAUAGAUUCUUCAGAAGGAAAAACUGAUUUUGAAAUUAUUAAUGAUGUAAAGAAUCAAUUUCAAGCUUUCUCAAAAACAAUUCAAGACAGAUUAAAAAAUGAAAAUCCGAGUCCAGUACAAAUCAAAAGCCAUCUAGAAGAUUUUGCUAAUUGUGUUGAGACUUUAGGCUUAGGUUCUAUUUUGGUUAGCAUUUGUCAUGCUAUCCUAAAACCAGUCAGAAGUUCAAUAAUGAGGAAAGGAAAAAAGAAGAAAGAAAAUAUUCCACAAGUCACACUUGAAACAUUUCAAGAGUUAACGAAUCUAAUUAGUGAUCUGGAGACUACUGGCAAUAGUUUACUAAAUUUGCUCAAUGAUUUUGACACUGUAUUAACAGGCACAUCACUUGGCAUUAUGUCACUGAAAAAUAGUGAAAAUUGUGUACAGACUGAAGAAGAUGUAGUGCAUCAAGUGCUUGCUAAAGUAAAUAACAGCUAUCAAACUUCUGUGAAAGAAAUCAGGGAACUUUUACAGUCAAAAGUAAAAUACCUGCAAUCACUAAAGUGGUGAUGCCAAAGUUGUUUCUAUGCAUUGUGUAUAUUCCUAUUGAACUAUGCAGCAGUUUAAAGUUUUGACUAUGCAGAAUUUGAAAAUGAUGCGCAUGUACAGGAUUGGGGUUACCCCCACAUCCAUACUUUCGUCCACAGUGCUACUUAUGCGCCCAACAAAAGCAAAAUAAUUUUUAACUGUCUUUUGUAUGUUUUAAGUUUGUACAUUACAAGGUCUAAAUUCUCCAGUAUUAACAAUG
Messenger RNA from Uloborus diversus, 3217 nucleotides. RefSeq names its product N-alpha-acetyltransferase 25, NatB auxiliary subunit-like (gene psidin). Gene Ontology annotation, biological process: N-terminal peptidyl-methionine acetylation. The record is from RefSeq and is a predicted model, not a curated record. Gene Ontology annotation, molecular function: protein binding; protein-N-terminal amino-acid acetyltransferase activity. Lineage: Eukaryota; Metazoa; Arthropoda; Arachnida; Araneae; Uloboridae. Gene Ontology annotation, cellular component: NatB complex; cytoplasm.